This is a messenger RNA of Macrosiphum euphorbiae (potato aphid), 453 nucleotides long. Lineage: Eukaryota; Metazoa; Arthropoda; Insecta; Hemiptera; Aphididae. The record is from the annotation of a GenBank genome assembly.
AUGAAACACGUAUUUUUUCAAAUACAAAAUGAGCAAUGUCAUACUCCAGGGCUAGGAUGUUCGUUUAUGAAUGUUGAACUAAUAAACGAAAUUACAAAAGGUUUUGCUACAAAAUGGAUUUUUAAAUGUAAAAUGUGUAACCUAUUGACUACACUGGAAUCAGAAAACAACGAUCUAAACUGUAUACCGAUUAACAAAGCAAUUGUUAAUGGCACGUAUGCAAUUGGUAUAGGAUACACACAACUAGCUGAAUUUUCGGCAAGUUUAGAUGUUCCAUAUAUGGCCCCCUCGACAUAUAUAAAAUAUAGUGAGGAAAUAAGUAUGCAUAUGGAAACUACAGCAUGGAGUGUUAUGGAACUCGCUGGUAUAGAAGAAAAAAAGUUGGCUUUUGAGGCAGGUGAUAUAGAUAGUGAUGGUAUACCUAUUUGCCCUGUUGUUGCUGAUGGCCAAUGA